CGGCGCGCUCCCUCCAGCCCAGCCCGCUGUGCGCGCUCCCGACAGCCCAGCUGUGCUCGCUCCCGACAGCCCCGGCGGCGACGCGCCUGGCGAGGACGGCUCGGGCAGGUUGUGGCGCGGUGGAGGAAAGGAUUUUGGCAGUCAAUCCAGUCUCAGAAAGGUCGAUCGACAAUAAUGAAGAUACCGAGUAGAAUUUUCUCAGUUCCACGAUUUCUGAAGAUUUUGCAGUCCCUUCACUUACCAACAAGACCUGCAGGUGGAAAUGUGAAGCAAGUCAGGAGUAAGUCCUCAGAUCCAGCAGCUCAUGCAAGGCACACUGACGCCGUUGAACUCUUGGGGAAAUUCUACCCUUGCGAUGACCACACGAAUGUUACACCAAAGAUUUUGUCCAAAGUGGGGAAAAGCCUACAGAACCAAAGGAACCACCCUUUGUGGCUGCUGAAAGAACGCAUUAAGGAUCAUUUCUAUACAUGUUACCUGAGUCGCCACAGGAACCCGCUCUUCUCAGUGUACGACAAUCUCUCCCCCGUUGUCACCACCGAGCAGAACUUUGACAGUUUGCUUAUACCGCCAGAUCAUGCAAGUAGGAGGAAAGGCGAUAACUUUUACCUGAAUCAAAGUCACAUGCUCAGGGCUCAUACCUCUGCUCACCAACGAGAUCUUAUUCGUGCAGGUCUCAAUGCCUUCCUGGUAUUUGGAGAUGUCUAUCGACGAGAUGAAAUUGACAAAAAUCACUAUCCGGUCUUCCACCAGUUGGAAGGAGUCAGACUGUUUACCAAGCAUGAGCUGUUCGCUAAUGUGCAACAUGGAGAAGAGCUUCAUCUCUUUGAGAAGGGGUACCGCACAUCCUGCAAGCAAGAGAGCCACACGUUAGAAGCCGUCAAACUACUUGAGUUUGAUUUGAAACAGACCCUGAACAAAGUCGUGACACAUCUCUUUGGGAAAGGACUGGACACUCGGUGGGUGGAGUGCUAUUUCCCAUUUACGCACCCUUCCUUCGAAAUGGAGAUCAAGUUCCAGGGAGAAUGGCUGGAAGUCCUGGGCUGCGGUAUCAUGGAGCAGCAACUUGUAAACUCAGCUGGUGCUCAGGACCGGGUGGGAUAUGCCUUUGGCCUGGGCCUUGAACGACUGGCGAUGAUUCUGUACGGAAUACCAGACAUCCGCUUGUUCUGGAGUGAGGACGAACGAUUCUACAGACAGUUCCAGGUUACUCACAUUGACCAGAAAGUCACAUUUCAGCCAUUCAGCAAAUACCCGCCUUUGGUAAACGACAUCUCUUUUUGGAUUCCACAUGAAGGAUAUGAGGAAAAUGACUUCUAUGAUUUGGUGCGUAAUAUCGGGGGCGACCUCGUGGAGAAGGUCGCUCUCAUCGACCGCUUCUCACAUCCCACGUAAGUGCACCUGCAGCAA
Amblyraja radiata (thorny skate) is the source of this 1410-nucleotide messenger RNA. RefSeq names its product phenylalanyl-tRNA synthetase 2, mitochondrial (gene fars2). The record is from RefSeq and is a predicted model, not a curated record. Gene Ontology annotation, molecular function: tRNA binding; ATP binding; phenylalanine-tRNA ligase activity. Gene Ontology annotation, biological process: phenylalanyl-tRNA aminoacylation. Bases 175 to 1395 code for a protein of 406 amino acids. The transcript has 7 exons. NCBI's taxonomy places the organism in Eukaryota, Metazoa, Chordata, Chondrichthyes, Rajiformes, Rajidae. Gene Ontology annotation, cellular component: cytoplasm; mitochondrion.